Messenger RNA from Drosophila grimshawi, 666 nucleotides. It is a transcript of the gene Pfdn5, whose product is annotated as probable prefoldin subunit 5. The transcript has 3 exons. Lineage: Eukaryota; Metazoa; Arthropoda; Insecta; Diptera; Drosophilidae. Gene Ontology annotation, biological process: regulation of DNA-templated transcription; protein folding. Gene Ontology annotation, cellular component: cytoplasm; prefoldin complex. The coding region runs from base 77 to 583 and encodes 168 amino acids. The record is from RefSeq and is a predicted model, not a curated record.
CAACUCUAGCAGAUUUGCGUGUGACUAUUAAGAAUAAAAAUUUACAUUUACUAAGUUAUAAAUUUAAGCGUAAAAUAUGUCUGGAACCGCAAAUGCUGCAGCAAAAACCGAGAUGAUCGAUCUCACCAAGCUCAGCCCCGACCAGUUGAUGCAAAUCAAGCAGGAGUUCGAGCAGGAAAUGAAUAACAUACAGGACUCGCUGUCGACUCUGCACGGCUGCAAAGCGAAAUACGCUGGCUCCAAAGAUGCGCUGGAAGCAUUUCAGCCCGAUUGGGAGAAUCGUCAAAUACUCGUGCCGCUGACAAGCAGCAUGUAUGUGCCAGGACGCAUCAAGGAUCUCAACAAUUUCAUCAUAGACAUCGGCACCGGCUACUACAUCGAAAAGGAUCUGGAUGGGUCCAAGGAUUAUUUUAAGCGUCGCGUCGAGUAUGUGCAGGAACAGAUCGAGAAAAUUGAAAAGAUCCACAUACAAAAGACACGUUUCCUAAACUCUGUGAUGAGCGUGCUCGAGAUGAAGCAGGCGGCCGCCGUAAAACUGAUUCAGCAGCAACAACAACAACAGCAGACCAAGCAAAGCGCCUAGGGAACUUGGGACUCCGUCAGGAUUGGCGCAGAACAAAGUUGAUUAAAUUAUUGAACAUAUAUAAAGAAUAUUUGUGCAUUUAA